GAUAACUCAGGAGUUAGCGUCAAAAUGGCAGCCAGAAUAUCAGACGAAGAAGCCACUCGUCGUCGUAUUCAGCAUCGACUGGCUGAUCGUUAUCUUAAUGUAUUAGAAAAUGAGGAGGAAGAAGAUCGAAAGCAGGACCAUUCCAAAAAUAAUAAUGACAACCAACAAAUUCCCAAAAGACAUGUUUCUGCAUUUUCAGUUCAGAAUGUUUUGUGGCUCAUAGCAUCAAUAGCUGUAUUUCAUUUUACAGACUUUUACUUGGUACUUCUUUAUGAUUCCAGAAUUGACAGGAUGUGGUUCAACGUUGGGGCAGGCCUAAUUACGGUUACACUUGCCAUAGCUGCCUUCCUGAUCGUGUGGCUGUCCAUGGUGAAGAAGGUCAGCUCCGAUGACUGGGAAAGUACAUAUCCAGCGGCCAUUCCUAUUGCCACUGCCAGCUUUAUCGCAGGAUCCUGUUGCGUCAUCAAAAGUCUGUGGCCGGUGUGGGGCAUUCUGACGCCACCUAUCCUCGUCACGCUCUUUAUGGGCGUUGUCGUCGUCAUCGCCAUGUUUGGAUAAGUCUUCGAAAGCCGACCGCCUACACGUGUCUACUGACAGCCCGUUGAAACAUCGAGCAUCGUCGCCGUCAUCGUCAUCUCGUCUGUUGUCUUACCCUGUUCUUGUGUCAGUCCUCUAACCCUUUCUAUUUAUAAGUGUAAGCUUUGCUAAAGUGGAUUAUGCGCAGAUGCGUGGCCAGCUUCAUUGAGAAACCAGAUAGCGCGGUAUAAGCAGAAGUGGAUUAAAACAAAAAAUGAAUUGUUUACCAGAAUACUUCAGUAUUUGCUGGAGUAGAAAUGCAGAAUGAAACUUUAAGAAUUUACCUUCAUCAGUCUGUUUCUUUUGCGAUUAUGUUUCUAAUCUAGAGAAUGGUCGUUUCUAUAGUUUUGUUUUGUUUUUUUUUUUUUUCUGCCGAGUGUCACAUCCAGCUGUUAUGUCACACGAACAUGGGUAUCUGGCGGCGGGGUGGGGUGUGGGGUAUUUCCAUGCCGUGGGUAGGUAGGUUGACUCUAUCCUGUCUCACAGUGUCGGCAAAAAACGCCAGAGUUGCGUGUCCCCCCAGCCCCUUGAAAGAGGAUGGUUUCAGACUGGUCCUGCUGUAAAUCAGAAUUUUUAUUCCCGCUUCAAUAUUUCCCAAGGGAGACAGAAUUCCGAUUUUCCCAUCAAGGAAAAUGCAUCCAGCAUUACUAGGGAAAUUGAAAUCCUUAUCGGCACUGUUGGAAAUACAACGGCAGCUAAACUCUGGGGUCGUUUAAUAUUGAAAUUUCUAGUUUCUCUGAUCCGCCUAUGUAUUGCUUAACGGAGUGUUACUAUAACACAAAUACCAUAAAUGUGUUGUGUAUAAUUGUAAAUAAAACGACUUCCCUAAGGGGAUGUAAAUAAAGAAACCCAGCUUUCUAAAUAAUGUACGUAUCCUCACUAUGGGUGUCUUUAGAUGAAUAUAACCCAUGUCAUUUUUGUUAUUUCUGUAUAUUGUAAAAUGUAUUUUAAUGUAAAUCUAUUGCAAUUUAAUUUGUUU
Messenger RNA from Pomacea canaliculata, 1555 nucleotides. Its product is annotated as transmembrane protein 128-like. Bases 25 to 558 code for a protein of 177 amino acids. The record is from RefSeq and is a predicted model, not a curated record. The transcript has 4 exons. NCBI's taxonomy places the organism in Eukaryota, Metazoa, Mollusca, Gastropoda, Architaenioglossa, Ampullariidae.